UCUCUUGUCAUUGUUGUGACUCUCUGUAUCAGCUAGCCGCUCACUGUCAACCGCUUCGUACCAAUGUUGACACUUUUCCAAGGAUUGAGCAAUGAGCAGUUGAACUGAAGGACAAAUAGUACAUUUAUUUAUAGCAUUUGCUAUGGAUGCAUCAGUUUCACUAAUCCUAUUUAUAGCAGGACCUUAAUUUUAUGACUGUCAACGCGGACACGUUAGAAUUAGCAAACAAGCUAAUGUCAACAUAGAUUAGCCAUCUGAAGGGGUUCCACUGUGGCUGAAGUAGGUGCACAUAUGGUCAGACCUGAUCAUUAACAUUAUUAUCUGUGACAAACGAAAGACGGCAAGUGAACCAUCACAAUGAGGAUUUUAAGGUUUCUUAGGAGCAGCGUGUCCAUAGGAAAGGACAUUGACUAUUACUCCAAAUUCUCACCUUCUCCUCUUUCUAUGAAGCAGUUUCUGGAUUUUGGCUCAGAGAAUGCAUGUGAGAAAACAUCCUUCACCUUCCUCAGGCAGGAGUUACCCGUGAGGUUGGCAAACAUCAUGAAAGAAAUCAAUCUGUUGCCAGACAACCUGCUGCGAACUCCAUCAGUGCGACUGGUCCAGAGCUGGUACAUGCAAAGUCUUCAGGAGAUUCUUGAGUUCAAAGAUAAAAAUGCAGAUGAUGAGAAAGUGACCUACGAUUUUACAGAUGCUGUAAUAAAAAUCCGAAAUCGACACAAUGAUGUGAUUCCCACCAUGGCUCAGGGAGUCGUCGAGUACAAGGAGACAUACGGCACAGACCCAGUCGUCAGCCAAAAUGUUCAGUAUUUUCUGGAUCGUUUCUACAUGAGCAGGAUAUCCAUCAGAAUGCUGCUGAACCAGCACACUCUUCUCUUCGGUGGGAAGGUGAAGGUGAAUCCAGCUCAUCCCAAACAGAUCGGCAGUAUCGAUCCACACUGUCGCGUUAGUGAUGUCGUCAGAGAUGCCUAUGAAAAUGCAAGAAAUCUUUGCGACCGGUAUUACAUGAACUCUCCUGAGCUGAUACUGGAGGAAUUCAAUGCAGUCAAAGAAAAGGAAAAACCUGUCACUGUGGUGUAUGUUCCUUCACAUUUGUACCACAUGGUGUUUGAACUUUUCAAGAACGCCAUGCGAGCCACCAUGGAGUUAUAUGGGGAUGCCAUGGAGUAUCCUGCCAUCCACGCACAGGUGGCUCUGGGAACUGAGGACCUGACCGUCAAAGUAAGUGAUCGUGGUGGAGGUGUACCGCUGCGCAAGAUUGACAGGCUGUUUACCUACACGUACUCGACAGCCCCCAGACCCAGCAUCGACCGGUCCCACGCUGCUCCUCUGGCUGGUUACGGGUAUGGAUUACCCAUCUCUCGGCUGUACGCUCGGUACUUUCAGGGAGACCUGAAGCUGUAUUCUCUGGAGGGUUAUGGGACUGAUGCUGUGAUCUACAUCCGGGCGCUCUCCACAGAGUCCAUCGAGCGUCUCCCUGUUUACAACAAGUCAGCGUGGAAACACUACAAGACCAUGCACGAGGCCGACGACUGGUGCGUCCCGAGCAAAGAGCCCAAAGACAUGACAACAUUUCGGAGUUUCUAGGUCCAAUCGGCUGCGAUAGUGACGCAAGAGUGUAAGAUUUAUGGUGUUAGGUUGUAAAUUAAUAAUGCGACAGGUGAGAGUGUGUGUGCAAUGGUUAUUAAGUAAGUAAGAUUUGUACAGAGAUGAAAAAAGACAGAACCUCCAGUAUUAAAUAAAUAAUGUCUCUAUUUAUCCUUAACGAUUUUCACCACUAGUGGAAAUAAUCAUAACUAACCAGGUCAUUGUUUACUGCAAAGAUGUACGAAUGGGAGACAAAUUAAAGGAAAACAUCACUAUAAAGAGCUUUGUUUGACAGAUCUGUGAAUUAAAACACCCUCGUGUUUGUCUAAAAUCUCCCAUAGAUGUUCAGGCUGUUAAGAUUGGGUGACUUAAGAACAUGUCAUUUGAUUCUCCUCACUUCAUUUCAUCGUCGUCAUCAGGUUUUCCUUUAAUUUGUCACCCAUCUAUAGGUGUUUAUGUACAGCCAUAAAGCUUUACUGCACUUAAGCCUCAUAUAUGGUCAACAUUUCAUCCAUCACACGGCACCAUCAUUGCUGAUCAGAUAGAAAAGUAGAAAUCAGAUCAGUGGAGGAAACGUCAGAUAAUAACAAGUAUAAC
Messenger RNA from Sphaeramia orbicularis (orbiculate cardinalfish), 2181 nucleotides. RefSeq names its product pyruvate dehydrogenase kinase, isozyme 1 (gene pdk1). Bases 358 to 1584 code for a protein of 408 amino acids. Gene Ontology annotation, cellular component: mitochondrion. NCBI's taxonomy places the organism in Eukaryota, Metazoa, Chordata, Actinopteri, Kurtiformes, Apogonidae. The record is from RefSeq and is a predicted model, not a curated record. Gene Ontology annotation, molecular function: pyruvate dehydrogenase (acetyl-transferring) kinase activity. The transcript has 11 exons. Gene Ontology annotation, biological process: protein phosphorylation; regulation of glucose metabolic process.